CAACGCCCAACUAAGAUCAGGUCCGCUAAAAGAGCGGCAGCUCCCGCUGUGCGGAUGAGAGGCAGAGCAACGCAAUUAUAAGGCGAGACGAGAGUACUCCAAGCUCUCCCCCAUGGCUCUCUCCUCCUCCUCCUUCUCACCCACCUCUCCCUCCUCUCAUCCCGGCUCUCGUCCAGUUUCCUGUCCUCGCUUCACUACCGCGCGCCACUUGGCCAGCUUCCACCGCCCUCGGCCUCCUCUUCUCCCCGCCAGCGCAAUCGCUUCUCUCCGCGCUCUCUCGAAUCCUUUCUCCGUUUCGCGCGCCGUUUCUCUCAGCAAAGCCCAUGCUGGCGGACGCCAGACGCGCUUCUCUAUCAAGGCGGGUUCUCAAGCUAGUGCUGCUGGGUCUAAUCCAUUGUCAGAAAAAAUUUCAGAAUUGAGAGAUUCAUGUUGGAGGUUUUUAAGGCCUCAUACCAUCCGUGGGACUGCUUUGGGUUCCAUAGCUUUGGUUGCAAGAGCUCUGAUAGAGAGCCCGGAGCUGAUAAAUUGGCGGUUGACAUUCAAAGCACUCUACGGACUUAUAGCACUUAUCUGCGGCAAUGGUUAUAUUGUUGGAAUCAAUCAGAUUUAUGAUAUUGGAAUAGACAAGGUGAAUAAGCCAUAUUUGCCUAUAGCUGCAGGGGACCUCUCAGUUGAGUCAGCGUGGUUUUUGGUGUUAUUUUUUGCAGCUGCUGGCCUCCUGAUCGUCGGAUGGAACUUUGGGUCAUUCAUUUCUUCUCUCUACUGUCUGGGACUUUUCCUUGGCACUAUAUAUUCUGUUCCUCCAUUUAGAUUAAAGAGAUAUCCUGUUGUGGCAUUUCUUAUUAUUGCCACGGUACGUGGUUUUCUUCUGAAUUUUGGUGUAUAUUAUGCUACUAGAGCUGCAUUGGGUCUUACAUUCAAAUGGAGCUCACCUGUUGCUUUCAUCACAACCUUUGUCACGGUAUUUGCUUUGGUUAUUGCUAUAACCAAGGAUCUUCCAGAUGUCGAGGGGGACCGCAAAUUUCAAAUAUCAACCUUGGCAACAAGGCUUGGAGUCAGAAAUAUUGCAUUUCUUGGUUCUGGGCUUUUGCUGGCAAAUUAUUUGGGUGCUAUUCUUGUGGCAAUUUAUAUGCCUCAGGUUUUCAGGCGCAGCAUCAUGGUGCCGGCGCACGCUAUCUUUGCAUUAGGGUUGAUUUUCCAGGCAUGGGUUCUGGAACAAGCGAAGUAUACAAAGGAAGCAAUUUCGCAAUUCUAUCGGUUUAUUUGGAACCUCUUCUACGCUGAGUACAUUAUAUUUCCGCUUAUAUAGCCAACUUGAGAUUCAUCCACACAUAGUAGAAGCGCAGUCAAAAACUGAUGACCCAAGAUCGUUGGCGUAAAACAAUCUUUAAUGAGCAUGGUUCGCUGCUAGGAAUGGACCGGGCAAGAGCAGAGGAUCUUGUCAAGACAUACUUCAACCUAAUCACAACUCAUUUUUACUUGUUUUAUACCUGCUACUUGUGGCUAUAUUAGUGAAGAGCCUAAUAAUUUCAAAAACUGCCAUAUAUUGCAUGCGCAGGACCGGCUUAACCAUUGCUUGGAAUGUGUUGGUGGUGCCUAAAGAAUGUUACAAUUUUCCUAGUUAAGAACCCACAGUUCAUUAUCUGUUAAUUUCUCUUAGCAUAUAUUGAUGUUAAUCACUUUGCUAUG
Messenger RNA from Phoenix dactylifera (date palm), 1689 nucleotides. Its product is annotated as homogentisate prenyltransferase. NCBI's taxonomy places the organism in Eukaryota, Viridiplantae, Streptophyta, Magnoliopsida, Arecales, Arecaceae. Gene Ontology annotation, molecular function: prenyltransferase activity. Gene Ontology annotation, cellular component: membrane. The record is from RefSeq and is a predicted model, not a curated record.